AUGGCCCAUCUGACGUUGACUUACCGAACUCCAAGACAGGAACGAAAUCCUCAACGACAUAAAAGAAUGUCUUCUCGUCUAAACAUUAAACCCAGAGAUAAUAGUCGGAACCUUCGGCAGUCAGAGCAGAUGCAAGCGGAUCGAGCUAUGGUGGUCCCCAGUCGAGCCCGGAAGCCUCAGACGACGCCACGUGGACCCUGCGUCCUGCAUCCCCAAGCGACCUGUGAGAAGGCCGCAUGCAAACGCCAUACGCACUUCCGCAGUCAGUAUUGUACAGUACUAGAAACGUUCAUCACGGCUCUACAUUCUAAUGGCUUGCUUGCACCUCCUUCUAUCCACGAAUUCUGGAAUUCUGGACCCGCACAGGUCGGAAUUGGAUCGAAAAAGGCCAAUUGGAAGACCGUCCCUAAGGAAGUGAUCGAGAUUAGAGUGAGUGAAUUGGGGAGAGAUGGAGUGCGGAGCAUUGCUCUCGCACGUGCCUCCGAGAGGUCUUCAGCAAUUAUGGCUGCAGACCACAAGCCCUCCGAAAUCUUCUCAGAGAGUGCAGAUCGUUCCUGCAUAGAUUGCGACACGUGUCGUUGGAUGGCUCCGGAAGUGUUUUCGCGAGCUGGGGGGCACUCUGCUGUGCACAAGCAACCAGCCACACCCGAGGAAAGACUGCGAGCUCUGCAGGCUCUCGUGUCAUGGCCUACAGGUUCCAUACGCACGUUAACUCCCUCCGAGGAUGUUCUGCAGGCUCAGAAAACCUUUCCUCUUUGUAUCGAUGAGUACUUGCCGUAUUUCAUUCAACGACCAGAGGGCAACAUACUCGUCGACAGUCCUCGAUUCAAUGAGCGUUUGGCAAAGCGCUUGGAAACCAUGGGUGGUGUGAAGUAUAUGUUUCUUACUCACAAGGAUGACGUUUGCGAUCACAAAAAGUGGAAGAAAAGAUUCAACUUAACACGUAUCAUACACAAAAUGGAGGUCCAGCGGGACACUGAAGACGUCGAGGUGAAACUGGAGGGAACAGGCCCUUGGAAUUUAGGAUCUGAUAUUGAGAUGAUCUUCACUCCUGGUCACUCCCCGGCACACGUCGUUCUCCUGUUGAAAGACAGACAAGCGCUCUUCACUGGAGAUCACAUGGGCGCGUCGAUGACCAAUGAAAUCUUCAUCGAUCAAGUCCACAAUUGUUAUUCCAUCGAGGAACAAGCUAAAAGCUACGAGCUUCUUCUGCCGAAGGACUUUCUAUGGGUUUUACCAGGGCAUUGGCGAAGGUACAAGUUCCAAGAUCUAGAAGACAAUAACACAUCGUUAAGAAAGGCUGACGCUGUCGCGAGGGGCGUGACCAAUGGCCAGUCCAACUAG
Molecule: messenger RNA, 1344 nt
Organism: Marchantia polymorpha subsp. ruderalis
Lineage: Eukaryota; Viridiplantae; Streptophyta; Marchantiopsida; Marchantiales; Marchantiaceae
Source: the annotation of a GenBank genome assembly